Adineta steineri is the source of this 684-nucleotide messenger RNA. NCBI's taxonomy places the organism in Eukaryota, Metazoa, Rotifera, Eurotatoria, Adinetida, Adinetidae. The record is from the annotation of a GenBank genome assembly.
AUGAGUGCUGUGCGAGGCGCUCAUAUCGCAGUCAAGCUAGCAAAUGAAAAAGUAUUAGUUAGUGGUGGUGAUGGUGGUAGUGGUGGUGGUGGUUAUUUAAACACUGCUGACUUGUAUGAUCCCAUAGCAAAUACUUGGACAGCUGUUAGUCCGAUGAAUUCGAAGCGUUGUUCUCAUAUGGCAUCUAUAUUAUCAAAUGGUAGCGUCUUUGUUGCUGGUGGAUACAAUGGGGGUUAUUUAACUAGUGCUGAAAUAUAUAAUCCCACAACCAAUACUUGGACAAAUACAGCUAGUAUGAGUUAUGCCCGACAGUUGGCUACAAUAUCGGUAUUAUCAAAUGGAAAAAUAUUAGUUGCUGGUGGUGAUAAUGGUAGUCCAUUAAACGUUGCUGAAUUAUAUGAUCCAUCGACUAACACUUGGACAGUUACAGAUAGUAUGAAUUAUGCGCGAAUUGGUCAUGCAGCAACUGUUUUGUCAAAUGAAUAUGUAUUAGUUACGGGUGGAUGCACUGCUAAUAGUAUUGCUGAAAUAUAUGAUGUAUCAACAGAAACUUGGACAGUCACUGGAAGUAUGAUGUCUAUACGUCAGUAUCACACAACAUCCCAAUUGACAAAUGGAACAGUAUUAGUUGCUGGUGGUAUUAUUAGUACUAGUACUUAUUUAAACAGUGCAGAAUUAUAUUAA